Messenger RNA from Ceratitis capitata (Mediterranean fruit fly), 3627 nucleotides. It is a transcript of the gene Sym, whose product is annotated as symplekin. NCBI's taxonomy places the organism in Eukaryota, Metazoa, Arthropoda, Insecta, Diptera, Tephritidae. The record is from RefSeq and is a predicted model, not a curated record. Gene Ontology annotation, cellular component: mRNA cleavage and polyadenylation specificity factor complex. The coding region runs from base 1 to 3525 and encodes 1174 amino acids. The transcript is spliced from 6 exons.
AUGGAUGGACUUUUAGGACGCAGCCAAUUUCUAGGUGAGGCAGUAAAUCUUUUCACCGAUGAGAAAACUGCAAAUGCUCGCAGUAAAGUUGUAGAGUGGCUCAAUGAUGUACCCAACGCAGAGGCUUCGACUAAGUGUGACUUGCUGGUUAAAGUUCAAGAAAUGAUUCUUGGUUCUUGUGUGGAACUGCUCGAAGAGUUCCUGGAGCAUAUACUCUCGUUAGCACAUGAUGCGAAUGCAGAUGUCCGCAAACAAGUGGUUUGUUUUAUCGAGCAAAUUUGCAAAGUUAAAGUGGAGUUACUCCCACAAGUUAUAAGCAUCGUUUCUAUGCUUCUACGUGAUCGUUCGCCUCAAGUAAUUAAACGUGUUAUACAAGCAUGUGGUAGUGUGUACAAAAAAGGCUUGCAAUGGAUCUGUGCCAUCGACGAGAUGUCGGACAGCGCAGAGCAAGCAUGGAGUGUACUUAGUUUAGUAAAAGCACAAAUUUUGGAUCUAAUAGAUAAUGAAAACGAUGGGAUUCGCACAAACGCGAUCAAGUUCCUGGAGGGCAUUGUUGUGUUGCAAAGUUACCCGGAUGAAGAUAGUCAAAAAAAAGACAACGACUUUUCUUUGCAAGAUAUUCCAUUAAAUUCAAAGUUGGUUAAACGAAAAAAAUUGGAAGAAGAAGCUUUAAAUAUUUUCGACAUAUUGUUAAAAUUUCAUGCCGCUACUCAUAUAUCAUCUGUGAAUCUCAUAACUUGUACUGGAAGCCUGUGUACCAUUGCGAAAUUGCGUCCUAGUCUUAUGGGCCCAGUGGUAGAUGCUUUCAAGCAACUUAAUUCAAAUCUUCCUCCAACUCUUACAGAUUCACAGGCCAGCUCUGUUAGAAAGAGUUUAAAAAUGCAACUAGUGGCUUUGUUAAAGAAUCGUGGAUCCUACGAAUAUCAAGCCACUAUUCGACAUAUGCUGUCAGAUUUGGGAGCAUCACAAGGUGAAAUCCAACGCGCUAUACCAAAGAUGGAUAAACAGGAGCAAACACGACGUCAAAAACGCAUAUUGGAAAGCGCAGCUAGUAAUAUACACAAAAAAAUGCGUCUUGAUUCUAUAAACAGGCAACAAGAACGCAGAGCCAAAUCUGGCGCUGAUAAUGAAAAUACAAAAGAAGUAGAGAUGGAAGUUGAUGAAGAAGAGGUGGAAAAACAAAGGCAGCGUUGUUUACGAGUAAAUGAAAAAUUCUUAGCUGAGCAUUUGCGUACAACUGAUAUGGCAGUGAAUCUAGUUGUAGAAUUUUUACCUAAGUUACCAGGUGAAGUUCCGGAUCAUUUCUUAAAUGAAUAUGCGCCCAUCAAAGAUAUGUCCAUACAACAGCAGGUGGGAAAGAUAGCAAAAUUGCUUGGCGAACAAAUGACCGCGCAAAAAAUAGGACCAGGCUCUGCCGCCUUCAGCAAAGAAAUUCCCAUGAGACCACGACCACUGGAACCCAUGGAUACAACUGAAAGUGAGCAACCGGUUGAUGAAGAUCAAUUGAGAAAAGACGAAGCCACUAAAAAAUUACGUGAAAACAUGGAGAGAGUCAAAGGCGAACAAGAGCUAAUUGAACGAAUGAAAAUGCGUGCUAAAACUCUGAAAUUACAAGAAGUAACCAAACCAUUUUCUCGCUCAGUUAAGGAAAAAUUUCUUUUAGAAUCUGUGAAGCGCAUUACACAAUCAGAGCGGCAGUGUAUAGUGGGUGGCGUGUCGGCAAAGCGUCGUAAAAUACUUACCGUUAUGGCAGCAACAUUCCCUGAUAAAGUGCGAUAUUUCAUUUUCGAUUUCAUUAUGCUUGACGUGCGACAGCGUAUUGAUUUGGCGUUUACAUGGUUGUAUGAGGAAUAUUGCUUACUACAAGGCUUCACACGACAUUCUUACGUUAAAUCUGAAAAUCGUCCAGACCAUGCUUACAAUGAACUAUUGAGCCAGCUGAUCAAAGGCGUGCGUGAAACUUGUGAUUUAAAGGAUAAAAUUCAUUUAAUGCGGCGUAUUUUACUCGAAGCACCAUUGCUGCCCGAUGAAGCACUUAAUCAGUUGGUUGAAAUGUGUUUCUCUGAAGAAUUUGUGAAUCCGGGCGUGGAUCUGUUAAAAGAUUUGACCAUACUGCGACCACCUCGUAAAAAUAAAUUGAUAAAAGUGCUUCUACUCUUUUGCGUACAUGAACGUACAGAUUUACGAGAGCGUGCACUGGAACAUAUUAUAUCACUGUAUCAUGUAAACAAAGUACUACCGAAUCGGAUUGAAGAGUUUGCUUUAGAAUGGGCAACACAUUUGGAAAAGGAGGUACCACCACCAAGCAUUUUCGCAGAAGAAUUCGGCCGACCUGAGGCCGAAGUACAAUGGAAGGAAGAAACUGCUAAAACAUGCUUGACAUUGCUGCUUACAUUAUUACCUUACAAGCCAAAAGUUUUUCUGGAGAAGCUGUGCAAAAUCUACACAACGACUGCCGCUGAUUUGAAACGUACUGUUCUACGCUCUAUCGAUCCGGCUAUCAAGAAAAUGGGUGUAGAGGACAUAGCAUUACUGAAGCUCAUCGAGGAUUGUCCAAAAGGAUGCGAAACGCUUAUCAUUCGUGUUGUACAUCUAUUAACAGAGCGUGUAGCGACCCCCAAUGUGGAACUUGUACAUCGUGUACGAGAACUUUAUGCCAACAAGGUCAAUGAUGUGCGUGUACUCAUACCUGUACUCAGCGGUCUCACACGCCAAGAGGUUCUAAAUGCGUUGCCGAGGUUGCUUAAAUUAAAUCAAAUUGUCGUUAAAGAAGUUUUCAAUAGGCUACUUGGCAUUGGUGCUGAUUUCGCUAAUCAGACAAUGGCGGCUUCACCUACCGAUAUACUUGUCGCCUUACAUACCAUGGAUCCGAAUACAUGUGAUUUAAAGGCUAUAGUUAAAGCCACUUCCAUCUGUCUGACUGAAAAAGAUGUAUUCACCCCGGAUGUGCUAAUCGGUGUGUUACAACAGCUGGUGGAAGUAGUUCCAAUCCCGACGCUUCUUAUGCGCACCAUUAUCCAAAGCAUUACACUUUAUCCACGUUUAACAAAUUUUGUAUUAAAUCUUCUACAAAGACUCAUUUUGAAGCAAGUAUGGCGGCAAAAGGUGAUUUGGGAAGGUUUUCUCAAAUGUUGCCAACGAUUGAAGCCACAAUCAUUGCCUGUCUUGUUACAUUUACCACAACAGCAACUCGUAAGCGCAUUGGAACAAUGCCCAGAUCUGAGGCAACCGUUAUUUGAAUACGCACAAAGUAUUCAGGAAGAACCAAUGAGUGGAAUCACACCACAAUUGCUAGAUGUAAUAUCAGGAAAAACCGUAGAUUUAUUUAUAGCGGACGAAAGUGGAGGCUACAUUACUGUUGAUCAAAUCAAAAAAGAGGUUGAAGAUCCCACCGAAAUUGGUGUAAUAUCAACCAUACCUAUUGCAUCAGUACCGGCACCAGUUCCCGCCCUUAUUCCAACACUUGGGACUGUCAGCACACCGCAGCCCACUUCUUCUCAACCCUUACCACCAGGCGAAGAUUAAAUGAGAGUGCAUAUAUUUGUUUUACAGUGUUGAAUCUUUAUAUGUAGAUGUAAUAAACACUUUAAUUGAUAAAAAAAUAUAAGUAUAAUUAAAUUUUAAAAA